Molecule: messenger RNA, 1059 nt
Organism: Dichotomopilus funicola
Lineage: Eukaryota; Fungi; Ascomycota; Sordariomycetes; Sordariales; Chaetomiaceae
Exons: 2
Coding region: 1-1059 (352 amino acids)
Source: RefSeq, a predicted model, not a curated record
AUGAACCAAGCCAUAGCAUCUUCAGCUUUACCUCCAACAACGACUCAGGAUGGAACCAUCGGCCUUCCGACAGCUCUACAAGCUGGUCCCGGGACUUCAGCGUCUAGUCAACACCAGACCGGCCCCUUGCGCACGACACAUAACCCUAUUGCCCAUCUUCUUAAAGCGCGGAUAGUGGGAGAAAGGGGCCAAACCGUAGCGGUACCCCUCGUCGUCGUUUCUGUCCUCGUCACCGCAAUAGGCACAGGUGUCCUAACCCUGCUGGGGAUCUACCUGUUUCUCUGGCGCCGCCGGAAGAAGAGACCAGGUCCAGCUGGACGACCCCGCAGCGAGGCUCUCGACCCAACUGUUGUCAACUACAUCGACAGCGAGCACGCCCCUCCCAUGCAAGCGGCGAUGGAGCCACACACACCUCGUAGGCCAUCCAGGCCGGUGGAAGCCCCAGGGUCCGCUGGAUUCCUUACCCCGACCCGUCGCCCCGGCCUCUCGAGAAGCGACUCCCCCGUCGACUUACACCACUCGGACAUGACAGCAACCGCCGACACACAGGAGAAGACGGCAGAAACGAUGGAUACAGAGGCCGUUGACCCCUUCAUAACACCCCCAGCCCAUAAAGUCCCAUCCCCCCCCGAGCUCCCGCUCCCCACCUUUGCAUCCUCCCCCAUACCCUUACCCGCACCCGUCUCCAUCCAAAGCCCAAGAACAUCGUUCCCCAUCUCCGAAGAGUCCGAAGCCGAAGCCUCCGACGCCGAAGCCUCCGUAGCCGACACCUGCGAGUCGCCUUCGCGACAAACGUUAUCCUCCAACUUCCAUCAACUCGACAGCACCGAGCGGGUGUACGCUUGUAUUCUCUCGAGCCCGCUCGAACGGCCGGCUCCGACGGCCCUCGCCGAUUCCACGCCGAGAGCGAGGACACGACGUCGUAAAAAGAGAACCAGAGUUUCUAGCAUUAGGAGGAGAAGCUGGGCUGAGCCGAGCUUGGAGUCGCUUGGUGAAGAGGGUGGGCCGGUGAGGGAGGAUAUUGGGUGGCCGUUGAGGCCGAAGCCGAGUUGGGUGUGA